Cajanus cajan (pigeon pea) is the source of this 1503-nucleotide messenger RNA. RefSeq lists its product as uncharacterized. The record is from RefSeq and is a predicted model, not a curated record. Lineage: Eukaryota; Viridiplantae; Streptophyta; Magnoliopsida; Fabales; Fabaceae.
AUUUAGAAAAGGACCAAUUCAGUUGCGAUGCCAGAAAUUCACAAAGUCUCACUGACUGUGAUGACUUGGAAAGUCUGAGUGCAACCCAGCUCACUGCCACAUGGUAAAGAACCCACUAUAGCUGUAGCCUAUGGCCUUGUCAAAUGCGUCAAUCAAGGAACCUAAUCAAAAUCCAUUGCAGCAAUUGGCCUUGAUCAUUGUAACCACGAAACCCUUGUGUUCUCAUCAUUAAAAGGACGCAAAGAACUAGACUUUUUCCAACAUCCAUCUCACCCCUCCAAAACAUCCAUAAAAUUAAACAUAAGGCCAAGCAAAGUCUCUAUAAUCAAACAUUCAUCACAUGGUUAGAGAAACACGAAGGAAGUGAACAACAAAAUAAACAACAUGAUCGCAGGUUGUUUCAAUUUCAGCCAACCCAACACACCAUCAUCAAGCUCCUACUGCUCUCAAACUCAAUCUCAAGUGCCUCAAAAUGUGGUAACAUGCACAUACCAAACUCAACUUUGCAACUCCCCCACUUAUCUCACCCUAAGUUGGUCCAAAACCCUCUUCUCCCACUCUUUAACCAUUUCCGCCACAGACAUCUUUUCCAUCACAAUUUCUUUAAACUCAUCAACCUUCUUCUUUCGAACACGCCACGGCUCAAAAACCAUCCACCACCGCAAACUCAAGCUCCACUGGAACUUCACCCGCGCUGAGUUCAUUCAAAACUCCGCUGAGCCAGAAUCACGCUUCUACCUCGCAAUAUCCCACAAAGGCAAGCUCCAGUUCUUUCUGGGCGACCUUUUCCACGUGUUCUCUCCUCAUCACCACCAGCAGGACUGUCCUGAGACAGUCCUGCUGUCGAGGAGAGAACACGUGUUCGGAAGCAGGAGCUACGUGUCACGUGCUGUGUUCAUGGGAACGAAGCACGUGAUAGAGAUUGAGUGCAGCGGGGGCAUACUCGGCGUGAAAGUUGACGGCGAGAUGAGGUUGGUGGUGAAGAGGCUAGCGUGGAAGUUCAGAGGGUACGAGAAGAUAUUCAUCGACGGCGUGGAAGUGGAGUUCUACUGGGACGUGUUGAGUUGGGUGGCUAACAGCGAAAACGGAAACGGACACGGCGUUUUCGUCUUCCAAGUUGGCGACGGAACGGUGUGGCCAGAAAUGGUGGGUGCGGAGAAGAAGUUGAUGAAGAAGAGCGUGUCGGGUUCUAGCGUGUUGCAGUGGGCAGAGGAGAGUAGCGAGUGUGGGAGAACUUCGUCUUCUUCGUCGACAAGGUCUUGUGGCAGCAAUGCCACUGGAUUCUCUUUGUUGCUCUAUGCUUGGAGAGCUUAAAUUGAAUUGAUUCAUUUCAUUUCUUCUUUCUUAAUGUUAAUUCUUUCUAUGCUGCGGAAACGGGAUUAUUUUCAACUUUGAGAUUGGAUUGCAAAUAUUUUGUUCAUAUGUAUAUUCAUCUUUCUUUCAUGAUCUUGUACAAUCAUUACUUUGAUUCAGAAAUAAACGUAUACUUUGAUUUGAAGCUUA